GCCAAAGACCUAUGUGUCUACUUUCCGGUUGGCCCUCAAUCCUAAAGCCAGACCUCUCUGUGUGGGGAAGAGAGAAAAAGAAAAUGGACUGGAUACCACUAACACGGCAGCGAUGGGAAUCAACAAACUGAGAGUCUCAUCUGCAACAGCCAGGCAGACGCAAGUCCAGGCCCUAACAUCACCUCACUUCAAAGAACCACUCCAGGACUGUACCGUCUGCGAAGGAAGCGAUGCUACAUUUCAAGGUGUUGUCACAGGAAGUUGGCCUCUGAGAAUUUCCUGGCAACACAAUGGUGUGAAGGUGCCUUCACGUAAUACUUCCUUCAAAGAUGGCGUUGCCGUUCUGGUUCUGACCCGGUGUUCCCGUGGAAAUGCUGGGACGUACACCUGCACAGCUGAGAACGCUGCUGGAAAACAGUCAAGCAGUGCCGUGCUACACGUCACAGAAGCAGCAACAAAGGAAAUCCCCAGAUCAAGCAACCAUGAGCACAGUGAAGGUCACAUUCACGGCUGCAUCACGUGAAAAUACCCAAUUGUCCCCAGCUUCUAAAGGGAAAAGCCAGCACAGAGAAGAAAAGAACAAAGUCUCCACAGAUAUCACAGAUGCCAACCUUCACACAGAAGUCUCCACUAGCAAGGGGCCUCCUGUGGAGUUUCGAGACCCCCCUGAGCAGGUGGAGGUUCGGGUAGGAGAGAAGGCCCGGCUACAUUGUGAGUUCAUUAGCAGCUGUGUCCCUGUGGCCUGCUGCUGGAUUUACAACAGAGACAAAGUGGUAGUAAGAGGACCAAGGGUGUCUGUCGGGAGCAGUAAGACUCAGAGCAGCGUGGAGAUCUCUAAGGCCUGUGCAGAAGACACAGGCUCGUACACUGUCGUAGUACGAAACCGAAAAGGCUCUGCCCAGCACACUGUCUCCCUCAGUGUCAUAGACCGACCUGAUCCACCAGCAUCCCAACCCGUCACUUCCAAGCUGUCCACCAAGUCUCUGGUCCUGUCCUGGUCUGGCCCCAGCUACGACGGAGGCACAGCUGUGCUGGGUUACAUUGUGGAGGUCAGACAAGAGGGCCUGACCAAGCCCCAGAGCUGGACUGAAGUAUCAACCCGCUGCAAAAACACGUCCUACCACAUCCGCUCGGGCCUGGAGCCUCAGGGGCAGUACCGCUUCCGUGUCAGAGCCUACAACUCAGCAGGGGUCAGCGAACCGAGCCAGGAGUCUGACUGUGUCAAGAUGGCAACGACGAAGGAAAAGAAGGAAGAACCUGAGACGUAUGUCACCGUGACCAUUGACACAAAACACAAGGUCAAGGAUCACUACAAUGUGCAUGAACAGCUGGGAGUAGGAAAGUUUGGCCAGGUAUUCCGGAUGACCCAUAAAAAGACAGGCCAGGAGUGUGCAGGGAAGUUCUACAGAGCCCGGACCUCCAAGGAAAAGGCAGCGGCCCGCAAGGAAAUUGAACUGAUGAACUGUCUCCACCACCCAAAACUUGUCCAGUGUCUGGCUGCCUAUGACACACGCUCAGAGAUGGUCAUGGUCAUGGAGUACAUUGCGGGCGGAGAGCUCUUUGAACGCAUCGUGGACGACAACUUUGAGCACACAGAGCCCACCAGCGCCCGCUACAUGCAGCAGAUCCUGGAGGGCAUGCAGUACGUCCACAAGCAGAACAUCAUCCACCUUGAUCUGAAGCCGGAGAACAUUGUCUGUGUGGACACCACUGGCACACGGAUUAAGAUCAUUGACUUUGGCUUGGCCAGUAAACUGGAGGAUGGUAAACCUCUGAUGGUGAUGCAUGGCACACCUGAGUUUGUGGCUCCCGAGGUGAUCAACUAUGAGCCUGUGGGUCUGGAGACAGACAUGUGGAGCAUUGGAGUCAUCUGCUUCAUCUUGCUCAGUGGAGAAUCUCCCUUCCAGGGCAACAGCGAUGCUGAGACUUUUGCUCUUGUGACCGCUGCUAGCUAUGAGUUUGACGAGGAAAGUUUUGAGGACAUCUCAGAUCAAGCCAAAGACUUUAUCAGCUCCCUGCUGAAGAAAGACCAGAGAUGCAGAUUGUCAUGUACAGGGGCCCUUGCCCACCCCUGGAUGGCCUCUUUUACCCCUCUGAACCGUAGACCCACCAAGUCCCUCAGAAAGGAGAAGAUGAGGCGUUUUCUGGCCAAACGCAAGUGGAAGAAAACUGGCAAGGCUGUUUUGGCCCUACAGCGGAUGGCUAACCUCUCCAACAGGCCAGACUCUCCUGGCAGCUCCUCAGAGGAGCCAAGCUGGAGCCAAGAGGCAGAGGAGGCUAUCCAAUCGCUGGAUAAGCAGCUACAGAGUGAACCUUCCUUCCAGCAGGCCCUGAAGGACACCACCCUUCCUAAAGGAGUGACUGCUCAGCUAAGAUGCCUUGUCAAUGGUUACCCGCAGCCGAAGGUGAAGUGGCUUCAGAACGACAAGCCGGUGUCUGAAUCGAGCAGAGUGACCGUGGAGCAACGGGAGGACGGCCUCUGUUCUCUUGUUCUGGCUGAUCUGAAGCUUUCUGACUCUGGGGUUUACGUGUGCAGAGCAAGCAACAAGCUGGGGGAAGCGAUGUGCUCUGCCAAACUCAAAGUGACGAUGUGACCCCAGUGACUUAAAAAAUUCCCUCCUCUAGGAAGGGGUUUCUCUAGAAGCAGAGUUAUUUUUACGGUUUGAUGAAGCCUGGACUUUGAGAUGUCAUGUCUGUACAUGGAUGGAGAGACGCCAGUACCACAGAAAAUGGUUGCAUUCAUACAAUUGGUUUUGGAUACAUAUACCCAGAGUCCUUCGUUUCACACAUCACCAGUUACUAGCGCACUUACGAAUUAAGUUUUCUUCAAUACGCGUUCAGGAUGUUCAGCUACCAGUGCACAAGGUUUUGUUUUACUGAAGUAAGGUGAUAUUAUUUUACUGUGGCUGAGCUCAGCACCGUUCACACAGCGAGUCACACAAAAACUGUACAUUUUGCACAUUUUACAUAUUGUUCAGGUGUAAAUGAUUUAAGGUCAUUAAAGCUAAAAUCAAAAUGA
Messenger RNA from Lates calcarifer (barramundi perch), 3019 nucleotides. Its product is annotated as myosin light chain kinase, smooth muscle-like. Gene Ontology annotation, biological process: protein phosphorylation. The record is from RefSeq and is a predicted model, not a curated record. Lineage: Eukaryota; Metazoa; Chordata; Actinopteri; Centropomidae. Gene Ontology annotation, molecular function: ATP binding; protein kinase activity; protein binding.